Molecule: messenger RNA, 979 nt
Organism: Anopheles arabiensis
Lineage: Eukaryota; Metazoa; Arthropoda; Insecta; Diptera; Culicidae
Product: prolyl 4-hydroxylase subunit alpha-1-like
Exons: 2
Coding region: 19-891 (290 amino acids)
Biological process (GO): peptidyl-proline hydroxylation to 4-hydroxy-L-proline
Cellular component (GO): endoplasmic reticulum
Molecular function (GO): L-ascorbic acid binding; iron ion binding; procollagen-proline 4-dioxygenase activity
Source: RefSeq, a predicted model, not a curated record
CUAACUGAAGUAUUAAGAAUGAAUCAGAGAAUCCAGUGCCUGUUGGUGAUAGUGGUUGCCGUCGCCGGCAUCGGUGCAAAAGACUCAGCGACCCGUAAUGGCGCAGCCAACGAGACCAACGGCGGCGAGGAACGGGUGGUUACGAUCCAGAUGGAUCCGUACAUGGACCUGUGCCGGGGGGUGUACGUACCGCCGCCGUCACUGACCAGCUCCCUGUACUGCUGGUACGAUGUGCGCAACGCGCACAGUGUCAUCUCCCCUUCGAAGGUGGAGGCGCUCAGCAACGAUCCGUUCGUGGCACUGUUCCACGAGUUUGUGCACGAUGGCGAGAUCGCCCAGCUGCAGGCGCUGGGCAGCAUGCACAUCAUGCAGUCGGGCCCGAGCAACGAUAGCUGGCUGCCGGUGUUUUACGAGAACCAUCAGACGUACACGCUGCACGAUCGGGACCACCCGGUGGUGGAGCGGCUCACGAAGCGCAUCGAGCGGCGGACGGGCCUGAGCUGUGACACGGCCGAAGACCUGAAGGUGAUCUACAACGAGGUCGGCGCGUUCAAGACGGCCGCACUGGAUGCGAUCCACACGAAGGAGGACGCCCAGCGCUUUGCCUAUGCGGGCGAUCGGCUAGCGACGAUGCUGUUUUUCCUAAGCGAUGUCACCAACGGAGGAUACACCAUUUUCCCCAAGCUGCGGGUUGCGAUUCGCCCGCAGAAGGGUACGGCGGCGUUCUGGUACAACCUGAAGGACACCGGGGAGGGCAACGUGCAGAUGAAGUACAGCAUCUGCCCGCUGCAGGACGACCAAAAGUGGACGGCAAAGAAGCUGAUCCACACGCGAGGCAACGAGCUGCGCCAGCUUUGCCGGCCCGAAUCGGCACCAAAGAGUGAGAAGUAAUGAGGAGCGCUUGGCUGCCACGUGAACACGUCACUUCCUCGAAUCUCUUGACCAGCGACGCGGAAGGGGGGUGAAAUAAACUGGAAAA